This is a messenger RNA of Anopheles merus, 3500 nucleotides long. RefSeq names its product SLIT and NTRK-like protein 4. The transcript is spliced from 2 exons. Gene Ontology annotation, molecular function: protein binding. The record is from RefSeq and is a predicted model, not a curated record. Gene Ontology annotation, cellular component: membrane. NCBI's taxonomy places the organism in Eukaryota, Metazoa, Arthropoda, Insecta, Diptera, Culicidae. Bases 1046 to 2257 code for a protein of 403 amino acids.
GGGAGGCCAACCGUAUCGCCAGUUCGUGACCGCCGCUAGCCCGAACCGGACGGAGACCACUGCACGUACGUGUGCCGGUGUGGUAGUGAGCACGGUCAUCAUCGUCAUCAUCGUCAUCGUCAUCGGCUCGAGAAACUCGACACCUACGUGCGACGACGGUGAGCAUACACACCUCGGGGUGCCAGCGCGUUGAUCGCAGUAGGCUUUACGCGGCAACUGGGUGCGUAAAGGAUGGGACCUGCCUUCUCUCUGUGUGCGUGUGCUGCGGAAUAGCAGGUUUGGACCGUCCGUCGGUUGCUGUGCGGGGUUGCGCUCACCACACGCAAAGCCACUCUCGAUCGUGCGCCAGGCCAAGAACUGUGCUCUCGCGUCUUUCUAUUGUGCCCUGGCAGCUUGUAAGCUUUAGCCUGUGCGGUACAUGCGUGCGUCAUACCACAUCCAGUUUCCGUUCCGUGUACGCAGUUUCCUCCCGUAAGUGUUGGCGGUAUUAAAAAUGCAUUAGAAGAAAAUCCGUGCUUUCCGUGUCGUGCAGUGUGUGGGGCUAUUAGAAUCUGUGCUUUGGUGCUUUAUUUGUUACAUAAAGAGCAGCAAGUGUGUAUGUGUGUGGGUGUGUUUUUUAACAUAUCAAACCCAGCGCCCAGUGCACAGUGUACCGUGUUUGCGGAAGAUAAUUAAAUUUGUCUUAGGUUGGUGUGCUGCUUCUCGAUGGAAUGAGAUGAAAAUAAGAAAGUAAACAGUGUCUGUCCAGUGGUGGAUGCUUCUCGCCUCAGCAUUGCCCGUGUAAAGGUGUGUAAACCGCUUCUUCUAAAAACGCUCGCACGCGAACGUAUGACACCAUUUGAAUGAACCGCACCCCGUUCCCGUCACUGCUGGUGCUGUCCCGCGAGUUAGACGACGACGAUCAUCAUUGCCGAUCGGAUGCAGCAUAAGACGGAGCAAACGAAAGAUCGCACCAUUCGCUCGGCUGCAUAGGAAGGAAACCCCCAGCGUUUGUGUGUGUAUUGGUUUCUUUUUUUACAUCUCAACCUGUACGAAACAUUAUAAAAUGAUGGCAGAACUACGAAGGAUACGAGCCCUGCUGGUGCCGCUGCUGCUAGCCCUCCUGGCAACGCUUACCGUGGCGGACGACUGUGGUCGGGACUUCCGGGGCAAGUGUAGCUGUGGCUACCAGCUGUACAACUACCGCACACAGUACGUGGUCAACUGCACCAACACCGGCUUCCGGGAUACGCUCGUGCUCGAGCGGCUCCCCAUCCAGACGGAGGUGGUCAUCUUUAACGGCAACUUUGUCGAGGAGCUGCCAUGGAACGUGUUCGGUGCACUGAACGAUCUCGUCAACCUAACGAUCGUCGACAUGAGCAACAACCACAUACACGAGAUACGGGGCAAGUCGUACCACCACGUGUCGAACGUACGCCGGCUCAUACUGAACCACAACAAUCUCAGCAUCUCCCGGUACGACGACGAGGAGUUUAAUCACCACCAUCCGCGCGUGUUCUCCAACUUUAUCAACCUGCAGGAGCUGCACCUGACCAACGCAUUCGCCGACAACACGUCGGCCGAACUGUCCGCCGAUCUGCACGACAUCUUCGUGAACAGCAAUCUCACCAAGCUGGUAAAGCUGCACCUGGAGCAGAACGAAAUUGUGCAGUUUAACGAUAAGCGCGUGUUCUGCGAUCUGCCGUCCCUGCUCGAUCUGCAUCUCGGCGACAAUCUGCUCACCGAGCUGAACUUCAACCUAAGCUGCAUGCCCCGGCUCCGCUUUCUCGAUCUCGAGCGCAACCGGUUCGAAACGGUGCGGACGCGCGAUCUGGCCCUGCUCGACGCGGUACAGGCACAGCCCGGUCGUUCCACCCCGCUGACCGUGGACUUUACGUACAAUCCGUUCGUGUGCGACUGCGGGCUGUACCCGCUGUACGAUUGGCUCGACCGCACGAACGUUACCGUGCGCAACCGGGACGGGCUGGUGUGUAUGCGGAAUCGGCAGGUGCGCGAACCGAUCCGCACGCUGAACGUGGGCCGCUGUCGGAAGCAGCUGACGGCGGUGGGUGGCGCUGGCGGUGCUACCGGUCACACUACCACGCUCGUGUUUGUGCUCGUCUGCCUGAGCUGUGUGCUGCUGGCCCUCGUCGGUGGGCUGCUGUACGUUAGCAAGGAUAAGCUGCGCGGUUUGCUGACACCGGUCGUCGAUUCGGUCUCGAAGAAGGUGCACUACACGACGAUCAAGGACGAGGAAGCGCCCGAGCAGUACGUAUGAUGCAGCGCAUCGAUUGACGUGCGGUGCAAUUUGCCACUACUGGAGCAUGUCUAGAUCCGCGCCGAUGAGCGGAAAGGGGGUGAAAACUGAACCGUGUAGACUAGUAGAUUUCGUUAAACAGUGUGGAAAUAGGGGAUUGAAGGAUUGCUCAAGCAGAGCAGGCAGCUUGGACAGACGGGAGGGAUAAUGGUCGUUAUGUUUCUAGUUGAAGGAUGUUACACGCUCGAUGCAAUGUUACUAGGUAAUUUGUUUCCAGCAGGAAGAAAAAGAAUAUCAUACAAAAAUGUAGACUUAUUUUCCAAAAAGGAUUGCUAGUAUGGUAAAAUAUUAGGCUGAGCUGUCAUGAAAAGUAAUGAUAAUGCUAAGAGGUUUAAAUGAUUGCAAGAAUUGUGCGUUACGUACCGAUGAGGGAAUGACUCGCGAAGGUUAAAAAGAAACACAUGUCAUCAUGUAGUUAUAAAUGGAUGUUUAAAAUGAUCUUUUUAAACACAUUAUGAUAGAAAGUUAGGCUGCAUUUAUUUGUUGAAUUUUUGGUAAUUUACUAAUAGUUAACACAUCCAUGUGCGCACAAUGAUAGAAAUCAUAGAGUCCCCAAAAUUAAGCUAGAUCGAAUGAUAAACACAUAGAAAAGGAAAUCCAGAUGAAUGUUAUUUUGAUAGAUUAUAACCAAAAAUUAAAAAAGAAAACGCACACACACACACAUCAAAGCAUAACAUAUCCAAACCGAUUAAUCGAAUGAAACUACUCGACAAAACACGAUCGCCCUGUGAUUAGCCGUGGUGUAACGAUUUCCAUUCGCCUCUUCCACGAAUGGUAUAAUAGGGAUCAUUCGCCAAAAUGUUUGAAACAAAAGCUAGAAACUGAUUUUCCGUUUAGUUAAACUGCUCUAACUGCUAAUGGCAAUUGACUGUUAAACAAAGUUUUGGGCAUGAAAGCGACUCUACAACAGAACAAAUACACUAUGAAUCCAAGCGAACAAAUUAACGAUAUCAAACUGUGCAGCACUGUAGAUAGUAAAACAAAAACAACCCGAUGGAAUUGUAGAACUCGUACGGAUGACGUACUCAGUAGUUGGAUGGAGAACGGAAAUGGAAAUCAAAGAGUGAUGAACAACACGGCUAAAAAACAACCCAUAUGCUCGUACUUAUCCCCUAGCGUUACGGAUGUAUUUGUAUGAUUGAUUAGUAGCGGAAUAGGACGGUAGUGAAAAGAAAACUUUUAAAUAAAGCCAACACUAACACUA